Molecule: messenger RNA, 1309 nt
Organism: Oncorhynchus masou masou (cherry salmon)
Lineage: Eukaryota; Metazoa; Chordata; Actinopteri; Salmoniformes; Salmonidae
Product: adrenocorticotropic hormone receptor-like
Exons: 1
Coding region: 235-1152 (305 amino acids)
Biological process (GO): adenylate cyclase-activating G protein-coupled receptor signaling pathway; regulation of metabolic process
Cellular component (GO): cytoplasm; plasma membrane
Molecular function (GO): melanocortin receptor activity
Source: RefSeq, a predicted model, not a curated record
UCUGUUCUGAUCUGGAUGUUAUUCUAAAACACCCUGUUCUGAUCUAUUCUGAAACACCCUGUUCUGAUCUAUUCUAAAACACCCUGUUCUGAUCUACUCUGAAACACCCUGUUCUGAUCUGAUCUGAAACACCCUGUUCUGAUCUACUCUGAAACACCCUGUUCUGAUCUGAUCUGAAACACCCUGUUCUGAUCUACUGUGGGCGUUGCUCUGACACUGUCUGUGGUCUCCAUAAUGAAUGAUGUCUCUGCUCUCUCCUCCAACCACACAGACUGUCAGGUGGUGAAGGUCCCCCACCUGGUGUUCUUAGUGUUGGGUAUGGUGUCUCUCAGUGAGAACCUGUUGGUGGUGGUGGCCGUGGUGCGCAACAAGAACCUCCACUCCCCGAUGUACAUGUUUAUCUGUAGCCUGGCCACGUUCAACACCAUCUCCUCCCUCUCCAAGACCUGGGAAACCCUGAUGAUGGAGUUCAGCGAUGUCGGACAACUGGACUCCCGAGGGGACUCCGUCCGGAGGGUCGAUGACCUCAUAGACGCACUGCUCUGCAUGUCUUUUAUCGGCUGCAUCUGCAGCUUCCUGGCCAUCGCUGUGGACCGCUACGUCACCAUCUUCCACGCACUGCGCUACCACAACAUCAUGACCACGAGGCGAGCCGCCGCCGCCCUGGCGGGGAUCUGGGCGCUAUGCGGCGUCGCCGGGGCGGUCAUGGUGGCGUUCUGUGACGCCACGGUCAUCAAGAUCUUUUUCAUCGUGCUCUUCCUCAUCUCGCUGCUCCUCAUCCUCUUCCUCUACGUCCACAUGUUCCUGCUGGCUCGGUCUCACGCCAGGAAGAUUGCAGCGCUGCCCGGGAGUGCCAUGCCGCGCCGCAGCCUCCGGGGGGCGCUCACGCUCACCAUGCUAUUCGGGGUGUUUGUGGUGUGCUGGGCGCCUUUCUUCCUCCACCUCCUCCUCCUCAUGGUGUGUGUAGAGAACCCCUACUGUGAGUGCUACCGCUCUCUGUUCCAGCUGAAUUUGGUUCUGCUGAUGAGUCACGCCGUGGUCGACCCGGCCAUCUACGCCUUCCGCAGCGCAGAGCUACGAAACACCUUCAGGAAGAUGCUGCUCUGCUCUGACUCACCACUCUGCUACAAGGUCAAAGCUCUGUUCCACUGAAGGGCUUUGGCUGCACCCUAUUCCCUAGAUAAUGCACAACUUUCCACCAGCGUUUUUGACCCCGUGGGCCUUGGUUAGAGGUAGGGCACUAUAUGGGGGGGUAGGGCACUAUAUGGGGAAUAGGGCCUUGGUUAAAGGUAGGGCACUAUAUGGGGGG